ACUGCCGCGGAGAGAAGUGCGCGAGUGUGGCGGGUCUCCGACACAGCACGCGAGGUCGGCAGCUCAGCGGCGGAACGCCAGCUCCAGCGAGCAGGGUCGUCCCCACUGAACGUUCGCCGGGCCCCAGAGCGUCCUGCGACCGCGAUAGGAACGGGGGCGGCUCGUCGAUAAGGCCAGGCGGCCUCGUUGACUCACUGGCCCAAGGAUGGCAGCGCCGCCGGAGGUCGACAUCACCGAUUCGGAGACCUGGGAGGGCAAGUACACGAUGUACAAACUCGUCAUCCGGCGCGGAAGCCAGAGCUGGUUCGUCCACCGGAGGUACAGCGAGUUCCAUCGACUCAACGAACAACUGAAGAAACAGGUGCAAACGUUUCAGUCCAAGCUGCCCGGGAAGCGCAUGUUCGGAAACAUGAACCCGGAGUUCGUGCGCGGCCGACAACACGGACUGGACGAGUUCGCCAAGACGCUCGUCGCCGACGAACGCACGCGCUCUCUGUAA
Molecule: messenger RNA, 499 nt
Organism: Pollicipes pollicipes
Lineage: Eukaryota; Metazoa; Arthropoda; Thecostraca; Pollicipedomorpha; Pollicipedidae
Product: serine/threonine-protein kinase Sgk3
Exons: 4
Coding region: 206-499 (97 amino acids)
Biological process (GO): early endosome to late endosome transport; endosome to lysosome transport; protein targeting to lysosome
Cellular component (GO): late endosome; early endosome
Molecular function (GO): phosphatidylinositol binding
Source: RefSeq, a predicted model, not a curated record